Lodderomyces pseudojiufengensis is the source of this 1494-nucleotide messenger RNA. RefSeq names its product aldehyde dehydrogenase (NAD(P)(+)) (gene ALD5). The record is from RefSeq and is a predicted model, not a curated record. Gene Ontology annotation, molecular function: aldehyde dehydrogenase (NAD+) activity. The transcript has a single exon. The coding region runs from base 1 to 1494 and encodes 497 amino acids. Lineage: Eukaryota; Fungi; Ascomycota; Pichiomycetes; Serinales; Debaryomycetaceae.
AUGGGAAACUUACCUUUAGAAGUCAAAGUUGAAAUACCAAAUGGUAUAUCAUAUACUCAACCAACUGGUUUAUUCAUAAAUAAUGAAUUUGUUUAUCCAAAAGAUAAAAAGACAUUUGAAGAUAUUUCACCAGCAACUGAAGAAGUGAUUACUGAAGUUUAUGAAGCAAAAGAAGAAGAUAUUGAUAUUGCAGUUGAUGCAGCAAUUGAAGCUUAUAAAACUUGGUCGGUAAGCAAACCAGAAUUAAGACAAAAGGUUUUAUUAAAAUUGGCUGAUUUAAUAGAUGAGAAUGCUGAAUUAUUAUCAAGUAUAGAAACUUAUGAUAAUGGAAAAUCUUUACAAAAUUCAAAAGGAGAUAUUGCAUUAGCUGCUGCUUAUUUCAGAUCUUGUGCUGGUUGGUGUGAUAAAAUUACUGGUAAUGUAAUUAAUACAGGUGGUCAACAUUUCAAUUAUACACAAAGAGUCCCAUUAGUUUGUGGUCAAAUUAUCCCUUGGAAUUUCCCAAUUUUAAUGUUAUCAUGGAAAUUAGGUCCAGUUUUAGCUACUGGUUCUACUACUGUCUUAAAAUCAGCUGAGCAAACUCCUUUGUCAGCAUUAUAUAUAGCAAAAUUAUUAGCAGAAGCUGGUAUGCCAAAAGGUGUAGUCAAUAUUGUUUCUGGUUUUGGUAAAAUUGCAGGUGCUGCAAUUGCUAGUCAUAUGAAAUUGGAUAAAGUUGCUUUCACAGGUUCUACAUUAGUUGGUAAAACUAUUAUGAAAGCUGCAGCUGAAUCUAAUUUGAAAAAAGUUACUUUGGAAUUGGGUGGUAAAUCUCCAAAUAUUGUUUUUGAUGAUGCAGAUCUCGAUGAAUCUAUCCAACAUAUCAUUACUGGUAUCUUUUAUAAUUCAGGUGAAGUCUGUUGUGCUGGUUCACGUGUUUUGAUUCAAUCUGGAAUUUAUGAUAAAGUUGUAGCAAAAUUAAAGAAAGCUGCUGAAGCCAUUAAAGUUGGUAAUCCUUUUGAUCCAGAUACUUUCAUGGGAGCUCAAGUUUCAGAAGUACAAAUGUCAAAAAUCUUACAAUACAUUGAAUCAGGUAAAGAACAAGGUGCAAAAGUCAUUUCUGGAGGUAAAAGAGGAGAUGCAAAAGGUUACUUUGUCCAACCAACUAUCUUUGGUGAUGUUGAAGGUCAUAUGAAGAUAGCAAAAGAAGAAAUUUUUGGACCGGUUGUAACAUUGAUCAAAUUUGACACAGUUGAAGAGGCUAUUGAAUUAGCUAAUGAUACUGAGUAUGGAUUGGCUGCUGGUAUUCAUUCAUCAGAUGUCAAUAAAUGUAUUGGAGUUGCUAACAAAAUCAAUGCUGGUACUAUUUGGGUCAAUACUUAUAAUGAUUUCCACCCAAUGGUUCCAUUUGGUGGAUUCCAUUCUUCAGGUAUUGGUAGAGAAAUGGGUGAAGAAGUAUUCAAUGAGUAUACACAAACCAAAGCUGUUAGAAUCAAAUUAAACACCUCAAGAUUUUAA